UCACACGUGGACUUCUAUAAAGUUAAAGCAACACUUUGUUGAAUUCAAAUCUUGAAACGUUAAAGGACUUUCACUUGUGGCAAAAGGAACUAAAUACGAUUAUGGAAGGAAAAAAUCAGCUUGAACGGUUGGAUGAAACUGAUAACGUUACAGAUGAUCUUAUGUCUGAGGAAGAGCUUGAAGAUGAAGAGAUAGAAAAACCAAAAUCUCGAAAAAAACCUGGAAUUGUUUACUUGUCAUCCAUUCCUACUGGAAUGAAUCCUCAGCUUGUGCGGGAAUUUCUUGGGGUUCAUGGCGAAAUUGGAAAAUCAUUCCUGCAGCCCAUAGAAACAGGUGUAAAGAAGAAGCGCAGUAACAAGUUUUCUGAAGGCUGGGUAGAGUUUGCAAGCAAAAGGGUUGCAAAGGCUGUGGCUGAACAUCUCAAUAAUACAAAAGUAGGGGGAAAGCGACGCACUCGAUAUCAUGAGUGUCUGUGGAACAUAAAAUAUCUGCCUAGAUUCAAAUGGGCUCAUCUGAAUGAACGUUUAGCUUAUGAAAAGGCUGUUCGUCAACAGAGAAUGAGAACUGAAAUUGCACAAGUCAAGAGAGAGACCAACUUCUUCAUUGAAUCAGUUGAUAAAAGCAAGAGACUGAAGAAAAAGAUGGAUAAACUUGAGGGCUGGAGCGUAACCCAACGAUCGACUGAAGAAGAGAUUGCCCAAUUCAAGACAAGCAACCAGAAUCAGGACAGAACAGAAUUCUUGAGGAAUCUCUUCAAUCCUUCAAAAUCAAGUGCACCAUGAAUAACUAGUGUAUCUUUUUACUAACAUAACAAUAAAAAUGAGCAUUCUUUCAG
This is a messenger RNA of Daphnia carinata, 835 nucleotides long. RefSeq names its product activator of basal transcription 1-like. The record is from RefSeq and is a predicted model, not a curated record. The transcript has 2 exons. Gene Ontology annotation, biological process: endonucleolytic cleavage to generate mature 5'-end of SSU-rRNA from (SSU-rRNA, 5.8S rRNA, LSU-rRNA); endonucleolytic cleavage in 5'-ETS of tricistronic rRNA transcript (SSU-rRNA, 5.8S rRNA, LSU-rRNA); small-subunit processome assembly. Gene Ontology annotation, cellular component: nucleolus. Gene Ontology annotation, molecular function: RNA binding. Bases 102 to 782 code for a protein of 226 amino acids. NCBI's taxonomy places the organism in Eukaryota, Metazoa, Arthropoda, Branchiopoda, Diplostraca, Daphniidae.